This is a messenger RNA of Echinococcus granulosus, 3285 nucleotides long. Its product is annotated as ATP-dependent RNA helicase DDX1. The record is from RefSeq and is a predicted model, not a curated record. Bases 1 to 3285 code for a protein of 1094 amino acids. Gene Ontology annotation, molecular function: protein binding; nucleic acid binding; ATP binding. NCBI's taxonomy places the organism in Eukaryota, Metazoa, Platyhelminthes, Cestoda, Cyclophyllidea, Taeniidae. The transcript has 25 exons.
AUGGGGGUGUGGUUCUUAACGCUUUUGCUUCUACUUAUCGCUAGUGUUUAUGGCGUUUACUCCUCAAAGGGUCGUCCUGGAACUCGUUCCCCUUCUCAUAACUCCAAAGCCUCAGUUUCGGGCCCUAUAACAAGUUCCGGUCUCUACCGUGGACCAUGGGUAGCGGGGUAUAUCUUCGGUGCCCUUGUGGUGGUAGCGAGCAUUGGAUUGUUGGUAUACUUCUGCUGUCUCCAUCGUCGUGGCAAGCAGUCACCAUCGGCAGUGGAUGAGGUACAAGACGUUCCGUCGACACCACCGCCUCCACCGCCGAAUUUUGCUAACGCGCCGCCGCCCUAUCCCGCUUCACCCCCACCGGGCAUCCAGCCACCGCCGUAUCCAGCCGUGACCGCACCGGCCCCGACUGCUCCUUAUCCAGCACCUACCAACGUCGCUCUGGGCUCGAGCUUGACGGAUUUUAAAUCAUUCUAUGAUCCACCCGAAACGAGUGCACUUGUUUACCAUGAACCACCAGAAUUACAUAGGCAGAAAGUUGGUCCACGUUAUUAUGGAUCCUAUGCUCUCAAAAUUUAUCCAGCCUCAUCAAUGAGAAAUCUUGAUCUAGUGUUUGACAAGGUGCACUCCGGUUAUGACAAUUUUGAGGGCAGGCUUAGCUUUUACCCUGGUGACUACGCCAGUUGUUGCGAAUGCGGUCGGUCAGCUCAGCCAGAACUGUCGGACAAGUGGCUCCGCCCAAAUACUGUUUCGUCUCUCCCCCUCUUGAGGCAAAUUCCAAGUGCUUUGAAUGUUAAGGUUGUGUCCACUUUGUACUACACUCAAAUGUCAGAUCUGUUUGAAGGCUUCUGUGGGCACAGAAAGUCCUUUCGUGUGGAACGUCGGUGGAUGGUGAAACUUUGUGCUGACAGGCUCAGUGACACCCCAGACCACUUUUUAUCGGAGAAAUCUCUGGCUUACAACUACUGCCUUCCGUUAUACGCUCUACAGCUUGGGGCUGAACGCUUUGACCCACAUAGUCAGGCUCCCAUAUCCUCUCGCGAGCAUUAUAUAAAAUGGGAACAGCUUUCGAAACUGGUGGAAAUGGGCGUAUUGCCAGAGCUGUCGAAGGCAGUCCAGGAGAUGGACUGGAUUCUGCCGACGGACAUUCAGAGCGAGGCUGUGCCUCUCAUCUUGGGUGGUGGUGACGUUCUCAUGGCCGCGGAAACUGGCAGUGGAAAGACUGGUGCUUUCUGUCUUCCUGUCAUUCAGAUUGUCUACGAGACGCUCAAGGAUCUAGAGGGUGGAAAAUUGACCAAAAAGACUCCUGAAGGUGGCAUCAAGGUGGCAAAAAAUGUUUGCCUCAACGUGUUUGAUAGAACUGAGGCCUUUGCCAUUGACCCAAAUGGUCUCCUCUGCCAAAGUCGUGAUCAAUUUGGUUGGCAUGGAGCACGGGCCACAAAGGGUGUCAGAAACCAUGGCAAGUACUACUAUGAGGCCAAAGUCACCGACGACGGGCUGUGCCGUGUUGGCUGGUCAACUGCACUGGCCUGUCACGAUAUUGGCACAGACACCGAGAGUUUCGGUUUUGGCGGUACGGGAAAGAAGUCUCAUCGUCGUCAGUUCGACGAUUAUGGCGAGUCUUUUGGGCUCAACGAUGUCCUCGGCUGCUACCUCGACCUUGACUCCCGAACAAUCAGCUGGUCCAAAAAUGGCAGACGUUUCCCCAAGGCUUUUGAUGUACCACCUCAUCACGUCUCGGCGGGGCUUUUUCCCUCGGUGAGUCUAAAGAACGCCGAGUUGUUGUUCAACUUCGGGGAAACACCGUUCGCCUUUCCACCCACCGGCGGUUUCAUUUCGAUCAACACUGCCGAGGAGAAGAAUGUGGUUUUAUCGUCCUAUACCGGUGGGAAGUCACAGGGCUCUUUCAAACCCAAUGCAAAAUCUCCACUGGCUUUGAUUGUUGAGCCUUCACGGGAAUUGGCAGAGCAAACCUACGAUCAGAUGAUCAAAUUCAAGAAAUACCUUAAGGAUCCAAGUCCCCGUGUCACAUUGAUCAUUGGUGGAACCAGCGCCAGGGAGCUAACAGAGGAAAUUAACAAGGGGGUUGACAUAGUUGUCGCCACACCUGGUCGUCUGGAGGAUAUGAUCUCGACGGGUGCCUUAUUUUUAUCCAAUUGUCGCUUUUUCAUCCUCGACGAAUGUGAUGGCCUCCUUUCCGCCGGCUACGAGCCAAUGAUCCAACGUCUGCACGCCCUCUGUCCCAAGGUCACGCCGGAUGGGAAGCGUCUUCAAAUGGUUGUGUGCUCAGCUACGCUGCACUCGUUCGAUGUUAAGAAAAUCGCCAACCGGUUGAUGCACUUCCCCGUUUGGAUCGAUUUGAAGGGUCAAGACUCCGUUCCAGAAACAGUCCAUCAUGUCGUAUGCCCCGUAGAUCCGCAUCAGGACACCUCAUGGAGGCAGUUGAUGAGCUCAUCCACCCAUCAUAUCCAGACUGACGGUGUUCAUAUGAAGGAUAGACUUAAUCCCAACUAUGAGACGCCUGAGCUUAUGUCAGAGGCAGUAAAGCUACUCAAGGGACAGUACGUGGUACGAGCGAUUGAACAGCAGAAAAUGGACCGUGCACUGAUCUUCUGUCGCACCAAGUUGGAUUGUGAUAAUCUGGAGCAGUAUUUCAUCACUCUGGGUGGUGGUCCAUCAAAGUCCCAUGGUCAAUUCAGCUGCGUUUGUCUUCACAGUGAUCGCAAUCCUGCGGAAAGAAAGACAAAUUUGCAGAAAUUUAAGAACGGCGAUGUCAACUUCCUAAUUUGCACCGAUGUCGCGGCACGUGGUAUCGACAUAACAGGCCUACCCUAUGUAAUCAACGUGACACUGCCAGACGAGAAACAGAACUACAUUCAUCGUAUUGGUCGUGUUGGCAGAGCUGAACGAAUGGGUCUCGCUAUUAGUUUGGUCUCCACGUGCAAAGAAAAGGUAUGGUACCACGCUAACUGCAACUCCCGUGGACGUGGCUGUUUCGACACACGUCUAGUAUCCAGCGGUGGCUGUUGCAUUUGGUAUGAUGAGAAGCAGUUGUUAGGGGAGAUUGAGGAGCACCUGGGCAUCACCAUCGACACGGUAUCAAAGGAUCUUCAGGUUCCUGCCAACGAGUUUGAUGGAAAAGUGGUCUAUGGACAAAAGUUGAAGAAUAUCGCACCGAGUUAUAAAGGUCAUACGGCUGUUUUGAAGGAGGCACUAAAGGAACUCAAUGUGAUGGAAAAGAGGGCGCAAAUAAGCUUCCUCAACCUACGAUAUGGCGGUGCAGCUAAGUGUUGA